This is a messenger RNA of Phaeodactylum tricornutum CCAP 1055/1, 438 nucleotides long. RefSeq lists its product with no specific name. The annotation marks the transcript as partial. The record is from RefSeq and is a predicted model, not a curated record. Lineage: Eukaryota; Bacillariophyta; Bacillariophyceae; Surirellales; Neidiaceae. The transcript has a single exon.
AAUGAAAGGACCCGUCUUGCAACACUCUAUAGCUUGAACAUCUUGGACACGCUGCCCGAAGAGCGGUUCGAUCGAAUCACAAUGAUGGUCAAGAUUGAGUUCAACGUCCCUCUGGUUUUUGUCAGUUUGGUCGACCUGAAUCGCCAGUGGUUUAAAUCUAAACAAUGGGGCUGUCCUCUUCCGGCGGCAGAUGAAACUGGACGAGAUGUUUCCUUUUGCGGACAUGCCAUAAAUAUGGGAGACAGUGAUAUGCUCUACGUGGAAAAUGCCUUGGAAGAUGAUCGCUUUGCAGAAAAUCCACUUGUCACUGGUGACCUUAAUAUUCGAUUCUACUGCGGCUGCAAUCUGACCGUUCCCAGUUCAACCGGUGGCGACCCAGUCAACAUCGGUACCUUAUGCAUAAUUGACCAGAAGCCCCGUCAAUUGACGCCCGAGCAA